Molecule: messenger RNA, 1230 nt
Organism: Heterostelium album PN500
Lineage: Eukaryota; Evosea; Eumycetozoa; Acytosteliales; Acytosteliaceae
Product: saposin domain-containing protein
Exons: 1
Coding region: 1-1230 (409 amino acids)
Biological process (GO): sphingolipid metabolic process
Cellular component (GO): lysosome
Source: RefSeq, a predicted model, not a curated record
AUGUAUAGUUUAAAAAAGAAUAAAUUUGUAGUUUUAUUGUUAUUAUUUGUAUUAUUAGUAGAUUGUGGUGUUUAUUCGGUUAGUGUUAAACAAAGAGAGAGCAAAGAGAACAAAGAGAACAAAGAGAAUAAAGAUGAUAAAGUCGAACUUUGUAAAUUUCUAGUUGGAUAUAUUAAGGGUCUUGACAAUUCAGAGGAUGGCAAAGUCAUUGAACGUCAACAGAUCAAACAGGAACUCAAUGAAGUCUGUCACUUCAUGCCAGAUCAAAUGAGUGAAGUUUGUUAUAACAUGUUAUCGAAAUCCGACUUUUCGAUAGUUGAAGACAUUCUAGAUAGAAAGUUAUCGUCCAAUGACAUUUGUGAUAAUAGUGAUAAAUCAUUAAAAAUUAAACAACCACAACAACAAAAACCACAACUACCAAAAAAACCAAAACAACAACAACAUCAAAUUAUAAAUAGAAUUUCAACAGAUAGAUUGGAAUGUAAUCUUUGUAAUUUCUUGGUCAGUCAAAUAGAAGGAUAUAUUCAGAAGAAUCAAACCGAAGAGGAGAUCAUUGCUGAUCUCGAACAGAGUUGUAAUAUUCUUGGAUCAAUGUCCACCGAUUGCAAAGAGCUGGUAGCCGACUACAUGCCCGAGGCAAUCAAAAGAAUAAUGAAUAAAGAGAGUCCAGAUGUUGUUUGUACUGAAAUUGGAAUUUGUACACCAACAACUACUACCACAACAACUAGCAGUUCUUCAACUACAGGCGGAUCCAACCCAACAUCCAAGUCACACUCUGGAUUCGAGUGUCCAUCAUGUGAAUACCUGGCAGGUCAAGUCAUCACCUACUUAAAAGAGAAUCAAUCGAUAUCGACAAUGCUACAGGAGUUGAAUACCGAUUGUCAGGUUUUCAGAGAUCAAUCUUGGAUUCAUAUCUGUCAAAAAGUUGUUGCUGAACACGGAGAAGAGUUGAUUAGAGAUGUAAGAAUUUCCAAAAGUCCGUCAGAGGCGUGUAAAAUGGUAGGAAUAUGUGGUUCAACAACUUCAUCAUCAUCGUCAUCGUCGUCAUCCUCGACAUCCAACAGCGGAUAUAGUAGUGGUGGUUCGACAGCAACUUCAGGAACUUCAGGUACAUCCGCCUCUGGAAGCGGUGGUGGAUAUCUCUCCGGAAGUGGUAGUAGUGGAAGCAGCAACAGUGCAAGUUCAGGUGACAGUGGAACUGGUUAUGCCUAUCGCAUGACCAUCAACUAA